Molecule: messenger RNA, 1234 nt
Organism: Vanessa atalanta (red admiral)
Lineage: Eukaryota; Metazoa; Arthropoda; Insecta; Lepidoptera; Nymphalidae
Product: pre-mRNA-splicing factor 38B-like
Exons: 7
Coding region: 150-1154 (334 amino acids)
Cellular component (GO): precatalytic spliceosome
Source: RefSeq, a predicted model, not a curated record
UCAUGAAAGCUAUUUGUUGCACGUUAACGUAACUUGGUUGGGUUCUUUUGGAGGCAAAACAUUAUAAAGCUUACCAUAGCGCUUUCAAUUGUGACAUAGUUUUCAUCUCAGUUUAUACGAUAAGUAUUAGUAAUUUAGUUAUAGUUAAAAUGUCUGAAGUUGAAGAAUACAAUCAACAAAAACCCGUAAAGACAAGCAAGCAGCAUAACGUAUUACCAAUAUGGGGUAAUGAACAAACUAUGAAUCUGAACCCUUUAAUAUUAGCGAAUAUUCAAGGUUCUAGCUACUUCAAAGUGCAUCUGUUCAAGUUGAAGACAUAUCAUGAAGUUGUUGAUGAGAUCUACUAUCAAGUGAAGCACUUGGAGCCGUGGGAGCGCGGAAGUCGCAAGACGGCGGGUCAAACUGGCAUGUGUGGCGGCGUCAGAGGUGUUGGUGCAGGUGGCAUUGUGUCCACUGCAUUUUGCUUACUGUACAAGUUAUACACCCUGAGGCUGACACGAAAACAAGUUAACGGCUUACUGCAACACACCGAUUCACCAUACAUCAGAGCACUUGGAUUUAUGUAUAUUCGGUAUACCCAGCCCCCAGCAGACCUCUUUGACUGGUAUGCAGACUACUUAGAUGAUGAGGAAGAAGUGGAUCCCCGUGCCGGCGGUGGAGGUUCCACAACUAUGGGUGCCAUUGUACGACAAAUGCUUAUCAAACUAGACUGGUUUAGCACACUGUUUCCGAGAAUACCUGUGCCAAUUCAGAAGCAAAUUGAGCAGAAAUUAGCAGAGCACAACCGACAGAGCAACGCUACAAAUACAAAGCCUGCUGCCAACUAUCGCGGCGGCAACAGCAACAACAAUGCCAAUACAAAUUACAACACGGGGCGAAUGGAUUCAGAUCGCCGUGAACAUGAUGAUCGCGAUCGACGUGAUUAUGGAGAAGGUGACAGACAUGCCAAAGACAGACCGCCAAGGCGCGAUGAGAGGGACAGAGAACGCGACAGGGACCGCGACCGUGAACGUGACAGAGACAGGCGCGAUCGUGAACGUGACCAUAAUCGUGAUCGUCAUCGUGAACGAUCGCGUUCUAGAGAUCGUCACCAAGACAAAGCUCGUGACCGACAUCGUCAGAGAUCACGCUCCAGAGAUCGACGUUAUAGAUAAUAUUAUAAGGUCCUAAACGCCUAUAUAAUUGUUUACGAUUUGUGUAUUUGACAAUUAAUUAAAUUUAGUAAUAAUGUUAA